Pelobates fuscus (common spadefoot toad) is the source of this 1478-nucleotide messenger RNA. It is a transcript of the gene UBLCP1, whose product is annotated as ubiquitin like domain containing CTD phosphatase 1. Gene Ontology annotation, biological process: protein dephosphorylation. Gene Ontology annotation, molecular function: protein serine/threonine phosphatase activity; protein binding. Gene Ontology annotation, cellular component: nucleus. Bases 139 to 1095 code for a protein of 318 amino acids. The transcript is spliced from 10 exons. NCBI's taxonomy places the organism in Eukaryota, Metazoa, Chordata, Amphibia, Anura, Pelobatidae. The record is from RefSeq and is a predicted model, not a curated record.
GUAAAGCUGGUUGUGUUUUGAAAGCGGUGAAUACCGGUGCCUCAUGAUAGUGGACUCCUGGGAGCCGCUAGGGGUGAUAUCAGCCUAAACGGCGGCUCCAUUGUGUCUGUCAGAGCGGGACACGGUAUCUCAGAGUCCAUGUCGCUGUCCCUCAUCAUCAAAUGGGGCGGCCAGGAGUUCCCCCUGUCUGCCCUGUCCGAGGAGGACACUGUGAUGGAUCUCAAGCACUCUCUGAAGAGCCUGACUGGGGUCCUACCCGAGCGCCAGAAACUGCUGGGUCUCAAAUAUAAGGGUAAACCAGCAGAAAACAACAUGAAACUGGGUGUUCUGAAACUCAAACCAAAUACCAAGAUUAUAAUGAUGGGGACACGAGAGGAGAGUUUGGAAGAUGUGUUGGGUCCCCCUCCUGAUAAUGAUGACAUUGUAAAUGAUUUUGAUAUCGAAGAUGAAGUUGUAGAGGUGGAAAAUAGAGAAGAAAAUCUUGCCAAGAUUUCCCGUCGGGUGAAAGAUUACAAAGUAGAAGUUUUAAAUGUCCCAAGGGAAGGCAAGAAACUUCUAGUUCUAGAUGUCGAUUAUACACUAUUUGAUCAUCGUUCCUGUGCUGAAACUGGGCUAGAACUCAUGAGACCAUAUCUGCAUGAAUUCCUUACCUCUGCUUAUGAAGACUAUGACAUUGUAAUAUGGUCUGCAACCAGUAUGAAAUGGAUUGAAGCCAAAAUGAAAGAACUGGGAGUCAGUACAAAUGCCAAUUACAAGAUUACGUUCAUGUUGGACAGUGCAGCCAUGAUCACCGUACACACCCCGAGAAGAGGUUUAAUUGAUGUUAAGCCUCUUGGAGUAAUUUGGGGAAAAUAUUCAGAAUAUUAUAGCAAACACAACACUAUAAUGUUUGACGACAUUGGAAGGAACUUCCUGAUGAAUCCUCAAAAUGGACUAAAGAUCAGACCUUUCAUGAAAGCACAUCUGAACCGGGACAAAGAUAAAGAACUCUUGAAACUUUCUCAAUACCUUAAAGAAAUAGCAAAACUAGAUGACCUUUCAGAACUUAAUCACAAACAUUGGGAAAGAUAUCUUUCAAAGAAGCAAGGUCAAUGACAACAUAUCUUCGUAGAAGGACACAAUGUUUAGAUUUCUGUUACUGUUUUUUGGUUUUUUUUCUUCAACCCUGCAUGGAUGCUUUUGGAGGUUGAUCUGGCACAUUCCUUUGCUUUCUACUUUUUUAUAUACAUAUAUUUUGGUUCAGUUGAGAUUUUCAGGGUUUAACGGAAUGUUGCCACGAUGACUUCUUUUUCGAAUAAUAAAUUUGCUUUGGCAUGUUAACUGAUCAAUGAAAAUUUCUAGUUUCAAUGCAUCAUCUGUAAUCUGUAACCAAAUCUCAUUUUUGAUAAUCAGAACUUUUAUUUAUUUUUUUUUAUAUACUGAAAGCUCAGUAAAUACCAUUAUUUUGCAUGUUUAGCCAUUCUCUUCCAAUUUUUAUU